Panicum virgatum (switchgrass) is the source of this 2679-nucleotide messenger RNA. Its product is annotated as G-type lectin S-receptor-like serine/threonine-protein kinase LECRK4. The record is from RefSeq and is a predicted model, not a curated record. Gene Ontology annotation, biological process: protein phosphorylation. Gene Ontology annotation, molecular function: ATP binding; protein serine/threonine kinase activity. The transcript has a single exon. Lineage: Eukaryota; Viridiplantae; Streptophyta; Magnoliopsida; Poales; Poaceae. Bases 17 to 2416 code for a protein of 799 amino acids.
CAAACCAAAAUAAUCAAUGGCACCUCUCCUCCUGCCCUUGCUCCUCCUGCUACUGUCAUCUACUUCUGUUCAAGCUCAACAAAACAUCACCUUGGGCUCCUCCUUAACACCCCAAGGGCCUAACAGCUUUUGGCUCUCACCAUCCGGCGAUUUCGCGUUCGGCUUCAGGUCCGUUGAGGGCAACCCCUCCUCCUACCUCCUUGCCGUCUGGUUCAGCAAGAUCAGUGACAAGACGGUGGCUUGGUAUGCCAAGACGAGUGGUCCAGAGCCAGCUCCAAUACAAGUUUCAUCUGGUUCACGCCUCCAGAUGACCAUGGGUGGGAUGCUCUCCCUCCUUGACGCCACCAACACAGAGGUAUGGAGUCCCCAGUUUGUUGGCAUGGCAGCCUAUGCCAGCAUGAUCGACACCGGAAACUUUGUACUUGUUGCUGCAGAUGGCAAAACCAUAUGGGGAACUUUCGACAACCCAGCAGAUACCAUCCUGCUCACCCAAGAGCUCACCACUGGAAGUAUGCUCCGCAGCCGGAUCAUUGCCACAGACUACUCCAACGGCCGGUUCAUCCUUAACAUGCAAAGUGAUGGUGUUUUCCUUUACCCUGUUGCUUUGCCAUCCGGUUUCCAUUAUGACUCCUAUUGGUCCACUGCUGGCAACACCACAAACCUGGUGUUUCAUCCGAUGGGCAGAAUAUACAUAACCUUGGAUAACGGCACACAAAUCAACGUAACACAAGGGGCAGUUGGCUCCAUGGCAGACUACUACCAUCGCGCCACACUUGACCCGGAUGGUGUGUUCCGGCAAUAUGCAUACCCAAAAACUGUCAGCAACCUGUGGAGUCAGGCAUGGUCUGUGGUGGGCAUGGAGCCCCAAAAUAUCUGUUCAGCAAUGACAGAGAUCGGUAGCGGUACAUGCGGGUUCAACAGUUACUGCAUGUUGAAUAGCACAACCAGCCAGACUACCUGCAUGUGUCCUACGCAGUACACGUUUAUUGAUCAAGAUAGGAAGUAUUUAGGCUGCAAACCAAACUUCCAGCCACAAAGUUGUGACUUGGAUGAAGCAGAUGCCGUAUCGCAGUUUCAGUUGAUGGCGAUAUACCAUGUGAAUUGGCCUCUAGCUGACUAUGAGAAGAACAGCCCCAUAACUGAGAACCAGUGCCGGCAGCUCUGUCUCACAGAUUGUUUCUGUGCUGUCGCUGUGUUCCAUGACGGUAGUAGUACAUGUUAUAAGAAGAAGCUUCCUUUGUCAAACGGAAUUAUGGAGGGUGAUGUGCAGGCAACAGUUCUCAUCAAGGUACCAAAGAAUAACAAUUCACCAUCACAGCUCACUGAGUCCAGCAAAUGGAAGAAAGACAAGAAACAUUGGAUCCUUGGAAGUUCAUUGCUUCUCGGAAGCUCGGUCUUGAUUAUACUUCUCUUGAUCUCCGUUAUAAUUUUUGGUAAAAACUAUACAGUCACUAGAAAGGUAGCUCCAUCUUUGAAGUCCUCAAGCAACAUAGGAUUGCCCAUGAGAGCCUUCACUUAUGUCGAGCUCGAGAAGGCAACUGGCGGAUUUCAGGAGGUGGUUGGCACCGGCGCCUCUGGUAUUGUGUACAAGGGCCAGCUACAAGAUGAGCUCAGGACAUGCAUUGCUGUCAAGAAAAUUGACAAGCUUGAGCAGGAAUCAGAAAAGGAGUUCACUGUUGAAGUCCAAACUAUUGGACGAACACACCACAAAAACUUGGUCAGGAUGAUAGGAUUCUGCAAUGAAGUAAAAGAAAGAUUAUUGGUCUACGAAUUCAUGACUAAUGGAUCGCUCAACAGAUUCCUAUUUGGUGAUGCUAGGCUUCAGUGGAACCUUCGAGCUCAGCUUGCUCUUGGGGUGGCAAGGGGGCUUCUAUAUUUGCAUGAGGAAUGCAGUACACAGAUCAUCCAUUGUGACAUCAAGCCCCACAACAUCCUUCUUGAUGACAACUUCACAGCAAAGAUCUCAGACUUUGGCUUAGCCAAACUGCUCCGAACCAACAAGACACAAACAAAUACGGGUAUCCGGGGUACCCGAGGAUAUGUUGCCCCUGAGUGGUUCAAGAGCAUUGGUAUCACUGCCAAGGUGGAUGUUUACAGCUUUGGGGUCAUCCUGUUGGAGCUCAUCUGUUGUCGGCGGAAUGUUGACUUGGAGGCUGCAGAAGAGGAUACAAAAAUAUUGACUUACUGGGCAAAUGAUUGUUAUAGGUAUGGCAGGGUUGAUUUGCUGGUGGAAGGUGAUGAUGAAGCGAUUUCCAAUCUGAAGAUGGUAGAAAUGUUUGUGGCAGUCGCAUUGUGGUGUCUCCAGGAGGACCCGACUAUGAGACCUACAAUGCUGAAGGUAACACAAAUGCUUGAUGGAGCAGCUGCAGUCCCCACUCCUCCUGAUCGAUCUUCUUUUGUCAGUUCAAUUCGAUAGUACUGUUCCUGCAUAUUGUAAGAAUAUUACAAGUAUGAACAAAUAUAGUGGUGUAGGAAAUACAGCCAUCAUCUACUCGAGGCAAAUACAUACAGAACUGCGAACCAUACUGUUAGUGUUCCUUGAUGUAGCAUCUGUAAUAAUUGGCUGGAGCAAAUAUUAUGAUGGCUUCGUCUUCCAAAGAAUUUUCCUAUGAUAAGAAUUUGUUACUUGUAUGUUGCAUCUCUCUGCUGCUUAGUUAAACAAUUACCAAAUCCUAUCAA